AUGGCCGUUGAUAUGACAUUACGCGGUACAGUAGGAUGUUGCUAUUACGUCGCAAGAGACGAGAAGCUGUACUUCAUGGAAGAUAUACAGUGCGGCGACGUUGAUGUCAUUGACUCCCUGAGAACAUUCAUCGAGCCUACAGUGAUCUUGGUAUCGACAAAAAUUGACGACAAAGUCAUCGACAGGUUCGAUCCAGAAGCUAGGAGCGACAGUGCAAGCAGCGACAACGACCAGUUUCGCCUCCCAUUCCUGCUAGAAGUGAGACCACCCAAUGAGUUCUCAUACGAUGCCGCAAAGAACAAGCUUGUCAGCCUUCGCUUGGGUGACGAGAGUGGCGCUCGUGUCAGUUUCAACAUCCCAGGAGAGCUUGCAUCAAUGAACCAUCUGGAUGAGGAAGGCAUGUUAGGCCAGCAAGGACAACUGCUCCGGCUAGCAGGAUGGAUUGACCUUGACAGCCGUUCGACGGUCGGCUGCGCUGGAGCACUUAUAUCGUAUCUUCAACGCCGACGCGCUGCAGCAUACCUUCCUGGCGAUCGCUCAGCUUAUCUUAUGUUCCGUAUCACAACACUGGAAAUGUUCAGUCUUCGAGAGACUAUGUUCAUCAACGCAGAUACACUUCAUUCUUUACAAAUUAUGGGUGCCGAAUCACAUCCGCACUCGCAUAACAAAGGGCCGACCAAAGCCAGCUCCGGCGAAAAGGAAGGGCUCUCCGUGUAUGGGCUAUUCCACCAUCUCGCUCGAACACCACAAGGAAGGUUCCUGCUUCGGCAACAGUUCCUGCGCCCCAGUCUCAACAUCGAUAUCAUCAACGAGAGGCUGAGCACGAUAGCGGUGUUCGUUCGCCCAGACAACGAUCCCGCUUUACAGGCACUUGUACAGAAUCUCAAGAACAUCAGCAACAUGCGUGCCAUGAUGGUCAACCUGAGAAAGGGCGUGGGCGGCUCAACGAAAGCAGGCGGAGGCUUUUCCAAGAGCAUAUGGACAUCUAUCAGAGCGGUCUUCGAGAAAUUUGAAGGUUACCAUUUAGCUCAGAUCGGAAGAAAAAUCAGUGAGACCAUCGACUUGGCCAGUUCGGCAGAAGAAGGUCGGACUGUCAUCAUGCCCGGCGUUGACGACGAGUUGGAUCAGAUGAAAAGGACUCUGGACAGUCUUGACGACUUUCUCAACCGAGUAGCGCGGAAGUUGUCUGAGAAGAUGCCCUCCGACAUCCGCGCCACUCUUAACGUCAUCUACUUCCCGCAAAUCGGAUUUCUCUGCACCACUCCCGUCAAUGAACUGAGUGGUGAUGCCGUCUAUCAAGGCACCUUCGACAGUCCAUGGGAUAGAAUGUUCGCCACUGAAGAGCAGGUCUACUUCAAGAACAGCGAAACUCGUGAGAUGGAUGAUCACUUCGGCGACGUGUACGGCAUCAUCUCGGAUCGCGAGAUUGAGAUCAGCCAUGAGCUCGCACAGUAUCUGCUGCAAUAUGAAGAGCUGCUGACAUCUUGUUCGGACGUAUGCGGAGAGCUUGAUAGCCUUCUUGCAUUAGCACAAGGUGCGAAGAUUUACAAGCUGUGUCGCCCCCGGAUAACCCAUGACAAUGUCAUACGUAUCAAGGGAGGCCGCCAUAUUCUGCAAGAGCUCACAGUAUCAUCCUUCGUCGCGAACGAUACGACGCUAAGAGGCGGGGAAGGCGAUGGAACUCCUGAGGAAGACGUCGAUGAUAGCUAUGGUACCGGUACCCAACCGAUCACGAGCUCUGCAAGUCGCCAUACCUAUGCGCAUAAAGAUAGCGCAAGCAUGGUUGUAUUGACUGGGCCCAACUACUCAGGCAAGAGCGUGUACCUGAAGCAGGUCGCGCUCAUCGUAUACAUGGCCCAUGUCGGAUGUUUCGUCCCAGCACAUAGCGCAAAGAUUGGGUUGACGGACAAGAUUCUUUCCAGGGUCACGACGCGCGAGACAGUGUCUCGUGUUCAGAGCGCUUUCAUGAUAGACCUUCAGCAGAUUUCACUCGCGCUGAGUCUGGCGACGCGUCGCAGCUUGCUUAUCAUCGAUGAGUUCGGCAAGGGGACAGAGUCCAGCGAUGGCGCUGGUCUGGCAUGCGCAGUCAUGGAGUACCUGCUGAGUCUGGGGUCUGAGCGACCCAAGGUCAUUGGUGCUACGCAUUUUCAUGAAAUCUUUGAGAUGAACCUGCUUAAGUCAAGGCCUGCUCUUGCGUUCGGGCACAUGGAAGUGCGCAUCGAUGCCGAAGCGUCGGAAGUCAACGAGCAGAUAACAUAUCUCUACAAGUGA
Alternaria incomplexa is the source of this 2271-nucleotide messenger RNA. RefSeq lists its product as uncharacterized. The transcript has 7 exons. The coding region runs from base 1 to 2271 and encodes 756 amino acids. NCBI's taxonomy places the organism in Eukaryota, Fungi, Ascomycota, Dothideomycetes, Pleosporales, Pleosporaceae. Gene Ontology annotation, biological process: chiasma assembly; mismatch repair. The record is from RefSeq and is a predicted model, not a curated record. Gene Ontology annotation, molecular function: ATP binding; mismatched DNA binding; ATP-dependent DNA damage sensor activity. Gene Ontology annotation, cellular component: nucleus.